AUGAACGAAACUAAAAUCGGAGGUGAAGCAAACGGAAUCGAUGGACAUAAACCAACAAAUCAAAUAUUACCUUCAGCGCAAACUUUUGAAAUCGUUCGACAACAACGGUUUGAUGUUGGUCCACGUUAUACUGAUUUAAAAUUUAUCGGCGAAGGCGCAUAUGGUAUGGUUGUAUCAGCAUUGGAUCAUGCAACCGAACAACGUGUUGCAAUUAAAAAAAUUACUCCAUUUGAACAUCAAUGUUUUUGUCAGCGAACAUUACGUGAAAUAAAAAUUCUAUCACGUUUUCAUCAUGAAAAUAUAAUUAAUAUUCAAGAAGUGAUGCGCGCCGCGUCGUUCGAUCAAAUGAAAGAUAUUUACAUAGUGCAAUGUCUUAUGGAAUGUGAUCUCUAUAAAUUAUUACGUCAUCAACGUUUAACUGAUGAACAUAUUUGUUAUUUUCUUUAUCAAAUCUUACGAGGACUGAAAUACAUUCAUUCAGCAAAUGUCUUACAUCGUGAUCUCAAGCCGAGCAAUUUACUUUUAAAUACAAAUUGCGACUUGAAAAUAUGUGAUUUUGGUCUUGCAAGAGUAGCCGACCCAAAUAAAGAUCAUUCUGGUCUUCUUACUGAAUAUGUUGCUACGCGUUGGUAUCGAGCGCCAGAAAUCAUGCUUAACGCACGCGGUUAUUAUAAGCCAAUUGAUAUAUGGUCGGUUGGUUGUAUUCUAGCUGAAAUGAUUGGUGGAAAGCCUCUAUUCCCUGGUAAACAUUAUAUAGAACAAAUAAAUUUAAUUUUAAAUGUUAUUGGUUCACCCGAUGAAUCCGAUUUAGUAUCCAUCGUGAAUGAACGAGCUCGAAAUUAUGUCAGUUUAUUACCUGUUCGUAAGAAAACUCCAUGGAAACAAUUAUUUCCUAAUGCAUCAGAUUUAUCGCUUAAUAUGCUUGAUUAUCUUCUAACAUUCAAUCCAAAUCGUCGUGUUUCAGUCGAAGAAGCACUGAAACAUCCAUAUCUUGCUCAAUAUUAUGAUCCAUCAGAUGAACCGAUUGCGGUGCAGCCGUUUACAUUCGAUAUGGAACUCGACGAUUUGCCGUUACAGCAAUUAAAACAACUUAUUUUCGAAGAAACCGAAUUGAUUAAUGAACGCUUACAUAAAAGAGAACAGAUUUAG
Rotaria socialis is the source of this 1149-nucleotide messenger RNA. The record is from the annotation of a GenBank genome assembly. NCBI's taxonomy places the organism in Eukaryota, Metazoa, Rotifera, Eurotatoria, Philodinida, Philodinidae.